Messenger RNA from Pseudogymnoascus destructans, 502 nucleotides. RefSeq lists its product as uncharacterized. The coding region runs from base 203 to 502 and encodes 99 amino acids. Lineage: Eukaryota; Fungi; Ascomycota; Leotiomycetes; Thelebolales; Thelebolaceae. The transcript has 2 exons. The record is from RefSeq and is a predicted model, not a curated record.
GGGGUAGUCGCGAUAUUUUGGCACUUUCGCUUGUUUGGCACUUUCGUUAUACAUGCACGUUAUCGGAAAAGCAAACAAAUAAAAAACAAGGCCUUUGUUUCAGGCACGACAGAAUUAUAACCCCUGGGCCUAGGCAGUGUAGCAUUCGUAACAUACAAAUCAACACAAAUAUUGUGACACCGAACUCUCCAGACGAAGAGAAAUGGAGAGGAGAGAUAGGAGACCGCCAAAUCACGUGUCAGUAGAUGUGACAGAAGAAACAGGCCGAUCUGUGAUUUGUCUGUUAGACGAGGGUUUACGCCAAACGCGGCCGGCAACCAAACAAUCUUUGCCUGUGAAGCUGGUCAUCGAAGCACUUCUUUGUCCAAGUGCUACAGAUCAGAAAAUCUGCCCACCUAAACCUACAAAUUGUUUCUUUUACGUAUUUUACAGCAGCAAGAAUACGCAGGUAUCCACCAAUAAAGUCUCGCUUCAAGAAAGCCCCAUCAACAUCAUCUCGUAG